Myotis myotis is the source of this 1623-nucleotide messenger RNA. RefSeq names its product translocase of inner mitochondrial membrane domain containing 1 (gene TIMMDC1). The record is from RefSeq and is a predicted model, not a curated record. NCBI's taxonomy places the organism in Eukaryota, Metazoa, Chordata, Mammalia, Chiroptera, Vespertilionidae. Bases 18 to 1307 code for a protein of 429 amino acids. Gene Ontology annotation, cellular component: mitochondrion. The transcript is spliced from 7 exons.
UUUAAAUACGCUAAAUUAUGCCAAUCUGCGACCACAUCUGCCCCUGGAACCAGCCAGAGACCCCAGGACGCGGAGCCCUCGUAGCCCUCGGAGACGGGGCCGGAGGCGGGGCCAGAGGCGCUGAGCGUGGCUACUCGCCGCUAACUUACUUCCGGACUCCUGAGUUCCGUCCCGCCUCCGACCGGAAGUGCUGUCGCCGUCGCCCCGCCCCUUGGCCUUUGCCCUGGUUGGGGCAGGACUUCCUGUCUCGUGUGUCCAAGGACCUCCAAAGUGAACCCGGGUUCCGAUGGUCAGGACCCGUGACGUGGAGAAGUUCGCAGCCAGGCACCGGCGUUCACCCUCUCGUUCUUGCAGUUCUCCUGGCUGUCCUCCCUCGGCGUCCCCGAGAGGCCCGAUCACCAAGCUGGUGUCUGUCCGCAGGUUCGGGGACGGCCAUGGAGCAGCGGCCGCGGGCGCCAAGGAGCAUCCUCUGGACGCUGGGUCCUUUCCCUCGGGUCUUUGCUGCGGAGGCCGUGGCCGCCAGUUCUGUAGCCGCCGACCCGGAGGUCCUUGUGGAGGACCAGAAGCUACCGUCUCCAUACAUCCCAGGACCCCAGCCCCUGGAGUCUGGAUGGGACCGCCUCCGGGAGCUGUUUGCCAAAGAUGAACGGCAGAGAAAUUCAAAGGAACUUGAGAAUAUUUAUAAGGCAGCCAUUACAGGAGGCAUCAUUGGCUGGGUAUAUGGGGGAGUACCAGCUUUUAUACAUGCUAAACAACGCUACAUUGAGCAGAGCCAAGCAGAAGUUUAUUAUAACCGGUUUGAUGCUGUGCAAUCUGCACAUCGUGCUGCCACGCGAGGCUUCAUCCGAUACGGCUGGCGCUGGAGCUGGAGAACUGCAGUGUUUGUGACUAUAUUCAACACAGUGAACACUGGUCUAAGUGUAUACCGAGAUAAAAAUGCCCUAAGCCAUUUUAUCAUCGCAGGAGCUGUCACAGGAAGCCUUUUUAGAAUAAAUUUAGGUCUGCCUGGUUUCGUAGCUGGUGGCAUAGUUGGCGCCUUGCUAGGUACUCCUGUUGGGAGCCUGUUGAUGGUACUCCAGAAGUACUGUGGUGAGACGAUUCAGGAGAGAAAACAGAAGGAGAAAAAAAUACUCCAAGAGCUGAAACUGGAAGAGUGGAAAGCCAGAUUACAAAUUACUGAGCUCCUCCCUGAAGAAAUUGAAAGUAGCCUACAGAAAAAUCAACCCAAGGAUGAUAUUAAGAAAAUUGAAGCACUGCUAAAUCUUCCUAGAAACCCCUCAUCAGCAGAUAAACAAGACAAGGACUGAAAAUGUUCUGGACCUGAAACUCAUUGGAGAGUUGAAGAGAGCUGCCAUGCCCAUUGAAUGCCAGUAGUCGGACUACUCUUUGGAUAGCUGAUGAUAGGUGUAAGAGCUAGCACCUAUAAUGGCAGUGACUUGCUCUCACCUUUUAUAAAACCAAUAAUUGGGCUGUUGUACUCUCACUUUAUUUAUCCUUAAAUUUAAAUACAUACAUAUAUUUAUAUUGGUCAAUAUAUGUAUUUGACAUAUCUAUAUUGAUCGAUCAAUAGAUCUUUUUCCUGAAUUUUACAACAGUAAAUUAAAAAUUUCUCAAAAGAUUAAA